CCUCAUAGACGGUGAUGGUAACUUCAACGUUGAGGGGGUCGACAUAUUCAUGAAAGAAGUGAAACUAGCAGAAUGCGGGCUUUCUUAUGCAGUAGUAGCCAUCAUGGGCCCUCAGAGCAGCGGGAAGAGUACAUUGAUGAAUCAUCUCUUCAAUACUAAUUUCAGAGAAAUGGAUGCUUUCAAGGGAAGGUCCCAAACCACAAAAGGUAUAUGGAUGGCUAGGUGCGUCGGCAUGGAACCUUGUACUGUUGUCAUGGAUUUAGAGGGUACUGAUGGAAGAGAACGAGGAGAGGAUGAUACUGCAUUUGAGAAACAAAGUUCUCUUUUUGCCCUUGCUGUAUCGGAUAUAGUUCUGAUAAACAUGUGGUGUCAUGACAUUGGCCGUGAGCAAGCUGCAAAUAAACCUCUCCUGAAAUUUGAUCUAAGAAAGCGAUUUCACCAAUCAAUAGCACCCGGUGGGCUUGCCGGUGAUAGGCGUGGUGUAGUUCCAGCUUCAGGCUUUUCAUUCAGUGCACAAGAAAUAUGGAAGGUCAUAAAGGAGAACAAGGACCUUGACCUGCCUGCGCACAAGGUCAUGGUUGCUACUGUCCGUUGUGAUGAGAUCGCUAAUGAAAAGUACACAGCUUUCAGUGAAAAUGCGGAAUGGCGUGAAUUAGAAGAGACAGUAAAGACUGAACUAGUACGAGGGUUCGGGAAGAAGCUUACAUCAAUUAUUGAUGUUUGUAUAAAAGAGUAUGAUUAUGAAGCCACAUUUUUCGACGAAGGAGUGAGAACUGCAAAGCGGAAGCAAUUGGAAGAUAAGCUUUUACUGCUUGUCCAACCUGCGUACCAAUCCAUGUUGGGACAUAUACGCGCAGGAACCUUGGAUAAGUUCAAAGAAGCAUUUAACAAUGCCUUAAACGAGGGAAAAGGAUUCUCUGCAGCUGCACGCGACUGUACUAAGCUCUGUAUGUCUCGGUUUGAUGAAGAGGCUGAAGGCGUUCAUAUUGAGCAAGCAAACUGGGACGCUUCUAAAGUGAGAGAGAAACUUAGCCGUGACAUUGACGCGCAUACUGAAUCAGUUCAGACAGCCAAGUUGUCGGAGCUUACAAGCACGUAUGAGGCUAAGUUAGACGAGGCAUUGUCUGCGCCCGUUGAGGCUUUGUUAGAUGGAGCUAGCAGUGACACAUGGCCGGCAAUCAGGAAACUUCUCCAGCGCGAGAGAGAAAAAUCCGUUUCUGGAUUUUCCGGUGCGCUUUCUGGUUUUGAAAUGGAUAACUCAACCAAGGAUAAAAUGGUGUCGAAGUUGGAGACUCAUGCAAGAGGGAUCGUUGAAGCGAAGGCAAAAGAAGAAGCUGGAAGAGUUUUGAUCCGUAUGAAAGAUAGGUUCACGACGCUAUUUAGCCACGAUUCUGAUUCGAUGCCACGUGUCUGGAAUGGAAAAGAAGAUAUUCGAGGAAUUACUAAAACUGCGCGUGCUUCUUCGUUGAAGUUGCUAUCGAUUAUGGCUGCCAUCCGGCUGGAAGACGAUGCUGAUAACAUCGAGAACAUCUUGUCCCUUGCUCUUAUGGACCCGAAAGCUGCAGCUUCUGCAAAUAAGAGUAUCACAGCGGACCCUCUGGCCUCGAGCAGUUGGGAUAAGAUUCCAACAACCCGAACCUUGCUAACACCGGUCCAGUGCAAAUCUCUAUGGAGGCAGUUUAAAUCCGAGACCGAGUAUACAGUCGGUCAGGCAAUCACUGCUCAGGAGGCCUGCAAGAGAAACAACAACUGGCUACCGCCUCCAUGGGCAAUCCUCGCGCUAUUUAUCUUGGGUUUUAACGAAUUUAUGACGCUUUUGAGAAAUCCUUUGUACUUGGGAGUGAUUUUCAUGGGAUUUCUGCUCGUGAAAGCCCUCUGGGUGCAAUUAGACGCCUCCAACGCCUUCCGUCUUGGCUUUCUACCUGGGAUUCUCUCAAUAUCCACCAAAUUUCUCCCUACUGUAAUGAACCUUAUGAAGAAGCUAGCCGAGGAGGGCACAGCGGCUGCCACUCCAAAUCAAGAGCGAAACGCGUCUAGUCAGUCGAAGAGCUCCCCGGCUUCCUCUGGGGUAACUUCAUCUGACUCUGCACAUAACAAAACACAGUAAGCAAACAGACACUUCCUCUUGUUUGAGGA
Messenger RNA from Salvia hispanica, 2136 nucleotides. The record is from RefSeq and is a predicted model, not a curated record. NCBI's taxonomy places the organism in Eukaryota, Viridiplantae, Streptophyta, Magnoliopsida, Lamiales, Lamiaceae.